CCCGCCCCGUCCCUCCUCUUUCCUCCGAGGAAACUUUCCGCCCGCUGGUCCAUCGGCCCGUGUCCCGCCGCGCCUCCGCCGCAAACCGAGCUGGGCGGACAGGCUGGCCGGGAUCGGACGGGGCGGGAGCGGUCGGGUCCCGGGUGUAUGCGGCCGCCGAGACCGACCCGCCGGGGCCGGGCAGCUGGGCGCUGACGGGUGGAAGCCGAGGCCGCUCCUCCAGGAGCUGGAGCUGCGGGAGGAGCGAGCGCGCCAGGGCCGGCGGGACCUGACCUGGCUGACCUCGCAGGGGGGAAAGCUGCGCCCCAGCAGCAUGGAUGCCCCGCGAAGGGACAUGGAGCUUCUCAGUAACAGCCUAGCGGCCUACGCACACAUCCGCGCCAACCCCGAGAGCUUCGGCCUGUACUUCGUGCUGGGUGUCUGCUUCGGCCUGCUGCUGACCCUGUGCCUGCUGGUCAUCAGCAUCUCCUGUGCGCCCCGCUCGCGGCCCCGAGGUCCUGCUCCACGCCGGGACCCUCGCAGCAGCACCCUAGAGCCUGAGGACGAGGACGAGGACGAAGAAGAGGACACAGUGACGAGGCUGGGCCCUGACGACACGUUGCCAGGCCAGGAGCUGUCCACAGAGCCCGACGGGCCCCUCAGCGUCAACGUCUUCACAUCGGCAGAGGAGCUGGAGAGGGCACAGCGGCUGGAGGAGCGUGAACGCAUUCUGCGUGAGAUCUGGCGCACCGGGCAGCCAGACCUGCUGGGCACUGGCACACUGGGACCCGGCCCCACAGCCACGGGCACGUUGGGCCGCAUGCACUAUUACUAACGCCCAGCUCCUCUGCAAGGGGCUGAGUGCUGAACAUGGAACUGGACCCAGAGCUGCCUCAGGACUUGCCUCUGCCUUGGCGCUCCCCUGGUGCUAUUGGGCAUGGAUCUUCUGAGAAGCCCUCUUCCCAGGGCAAGCGUGGGUGGGAAGAGGAUAUCAGACCCCCUCCUUCUUCCCCUGGUAAUGAUGAAUAACCAAUGAAAGCUAGUUUGAGUAA
Molecule: messenger RNA, 1031 nt
Organism: Nannospalax galili (Upper Galilee mountains blind mole rat)
Lineage: Eukaryota; Metazoa; Chordata; Mammalia; Rodentia; Spalacidae
Gene: Eva1b
Product: eva-1 homolog B
Exons: 3
Coding region: 314-814 (166 amino acids)
Source: RefSeq, a predicted model, not a curated record